Plodia interpunctella (Indianmeal moth) is the source of this 6254-nucleotide messenger RNA. It is a transcript of the gene nrm, whose product is annotated as neuromusculin. Lineage: Eukaryota; Metazoa; Arthropoda; Insecta; Lepidoptera; Pyralidae. The record is from RefSeq and is a predicted model, not a curated record. The coding region runs from base 177 to 6113 and encodes 1978 amino acids. The transcript has 32 exons.
CGUCGAGAGGGACGGAUGUCGCGCGCUAAAUCGAAAAUCCCGAACGAACGCGUAACGUGUGUUUAAUUCCAAAAUAUAAAAAAAAAAUAUUGUGCUAUAUUAUCUGUGAGUGAUUGUGACUAGUGCUGUGCUGUGAAUAGUGAUUUCGGAAAUAAUUUAACAAUGUGGUAGCGGGGAUGCCCGGACAGUCGGACAACAUGUCUGUCGUGUUGUUGUUGCUGCUUGCGGCGACGUCAGCCGUCUUCGGUGAAAGAGAAAGAAGAGAUCCAGAGCACGCAUCUGCUAUAGUUGGCACUACUGCUAAAAUCCGUUGCGCCUUCGAAGGUGCUACCUGUAAGACGCUGCAUAGCAUCAAAUGGUACAAGUCUGACUCGAGAGUGUACGUGUACUCACCCGCGACGGACAAUGUCAUCGACCGGGCCGAGGGAGACAUGAUGGACAGAAUAAAAAUCUCCCACUCACCGAACGCGACAGCCGCCGAACUGAUCAUAGAAGACGUCCACCCUGAAGACGAGGGCGUCUACCGCUGUGAGAUCACGUAUAUGCACGUAGGUGACGACUGCAAUACUGUGCAGAUCACAGACUUCCACACAUACAUAAAACCAAAGUCGGUGAUCGUAACAGCGGGCGACCAAACUCUAGAAGACGGUGCAGUUCUUGGUCCUCUAUUGGAAAGGGCUAAGGUGGAUAUCAGCUGUACCGUAAUUGAAGGGAAACCACAACCUAAGGUCGUAUGGUACUUCAACGGCUCCCCACGACUUGAUGCUCAAACCACGACACCGAACUCAACGACAUUUCAGCAUGUUCUACCACUCACCGUAACUAGAGACGAGAUAGGAGGUGAACUGAUGUGUGAAGUGUCUUCAGCUGCUUUAGACGAACCAAUUGUUAAAAAGAUCUCGCUUGAUGUCAAAGUGCCACCGAACAAGAUCGUCAUAACGGGUCUGAAGGACCACGCGACCGCUGGCACAGUGUUAACACUGACUUGCACCGCGACCGGCGCGCGACCAGCUGCUGAGAUCGUCUGGUACAACGGCACCACCAAACUGACCCCCGCUGAGAAUAAUAUUGACCAGAAUCAAGUGAAAUCGCAAGACACAACGUACGAAACCAUAUCGAAGCUGGUCUUCGAGGGUACAAGAUAUGAGAACGGCAAGAAGUUCCAUUGUGAAGCAUCCAACCAGGUCACCAUCGAAACGAAGGACCAUCCCAUGCACGCUACAAGAGAACUGGAUAUUUGGUAUCCGCCAAUCAUACACGUUGAGCCGUCAAACGUGACGGUUGUGGAAGGCUCCAAGCUACUGCUUCAGUGUGAAUACGUCAGCAACCCGUCUUCACUAACCAAUGUUAUUUGGUACCGCAACGGCGAAGUUGUAAACGUAAACGACACCGGCCACUUCCAAGGCGGCACCACCAACCAGCAUUCCUUGAUCAUCCUUAACGUUACCGGGGAAGAUAUGGGGAACUACACCUGCUUGCUGGCGAAUUUCGUUGGAAACAGCACUAGCGAAACUAGCAUUGAUGUUAACGUCAUUUUCAAACCAACAGUCCGCUUAAGCAUGAGCUCGCCAAGCCCCGUGAUGGAAGAAGACCAUAAGAACGUGACCCUCACUUGUGAGGUCAUCACAGGAAACCCUUCCAUUUUGGACGAAGUGAUUUGGUAUCUCGAUGGGGAGGUCCUGAAACAUCUACCUGAGUGCAAUGGCACUGAUGGAGAAGAGAAUCUCUGCAAUGAAGUGGAUCCAUCGAUGCUGCUCCUCCAGGACACGACGAAGAGUUUUCACGGGAACUACUCCUGCAAAGGCAAGAACCAAGCAGGGUGGGGGGGCGAGAGCAACAAGACCGAACUGAUUGUUAACUAUCCUCCCGGACCUGCCAAGUUGACAUAUUCGCCGUGGAGAGUGGUAAAAGGCAAAAGUCUGGUGCUGAGCUGCAUUGUCAAGGAGAAAGGCAGACCUGAAGCACAUAGAUACCGCUGGCAGCGUGGCGGGCGCGCGGUGUCGGACAUCGUGUCGCAGCACUGGACCAUCGACCCGGUGACGCUCGACCACCGCACCAACUUCUCGUGCCGGGGCAGCGGCGCGGGCGGCGCGGGGGAGCCCGCCUUCGUAAACAUCGAUGUUUUGGCUCCGCCGAGUUUCAAAUACAACAUGAAUCAAUACAGUGGUGCUUUAUACAAGUCACAGAACAUAUCCCUGUCCUGCACGGUGGAGUGCGCGCCGCUGUGCACGGUAGAGUGGCUGAAGGACGGCCAAGUGAUAGACAAGAACAACGACCGUUACUACGUGGAAUCGAGGAAGAUCGAGCCACAAGUGAACAGGAAUGAUUUUGAGGCUACACAGUCCACUUUGCACUGGAAUAUGUCCGCGUGGCCGGGUCGCGUGCUGGACAGAACAGCUGACACAGCGUCGUACACGUGUCGGUCGUCACGCAACGACGCCGGACCGCCUGUCAAUAGCACUACACAGUUUGCUGUCGAGUACGAACCAGAGAACAUCACGGUCACCCCAAAGGUGGUGAAAGUUAUAGAAAAUGAAAUCCCAGCUAAAGUGAGCUGCUCAGCCAGGGGUUUCCCCAUGCCAAGUUAUUCAUGGCGACGCGAGUACCCUUCGAAAUCCAGCGCCAAAGAUCAAAGCAACUCCUCUCUCAUUCUCUCUUCGUCUAACACUCUUCUACUAGGACCAAUGCAGAGGAAAGAUGGCGGAAAUUACUUGUGUGAAGCUUACAAUAGACAUGGAUCAGUGAAUACUACUGUGUUUUUGGAUGUGUUGUUCGUACCCGAAUGCGGUAUCAAACAAAUUGAGCUGGAGGGUGAACAAGUGUUAGUUUGCACCGCUCACGCAAACCCAGAAGAUGUGUCGUUCUCCUGGAAACUGAAGAACGACAACGACAGCCUGACAGACGAGAAGAUCUGGCAGGUGGGACCGCAGAGCUAUCUCCGGCUGAGCACAAGUGUGGACGUGUACAGAACAUACCUGUGCUUCGCCAAUAACUCCGUUGGAACUUCAAGACAGUGUGAACGAGAUGUUAUGGCCAACUUGGAAAGUUAUAGUCGAGUGCCGUGGUGGCGUGAUCAACAGAAGCUUAUACUGAUUGGGGGCGUAGCCCUUGCUGUACUUGUGAUCACAGUCAUACUGUGUAUCAUCAUUGUUUGCGUCUGCCGGCGUAUGAGGGCCAAGUCCAAAUACAAUAACCCUGUGGAGCUCGAAGAAAGGGAGAACCCCGAUGGCAGCUGUCUAAACGAAGUGUCGAUAGCCCAAUCAAUAAUAUCUCAAGCUUUGCCCGUUUUGUCUCCACGGUUAAAUCUGUCUUUUAGUCCAAAAUCAUCAGACAGAACCCGUUUAGUGGACACUCAAAACUACCCGCAGUUAGAAAUGAACAAAUUUAGAGAAAACACAUCAAGCUUACAAGCAAAUCUAUCACAAUUAGAAGCUACCAUAAAUCAAACGCCUAAAAACGAAUCAGAAAAUCAAACAACAAAAACUGAACCGAAUUCCGAAAGCAGUAAGGGUCAAACUGUUACUACGCCUAGCAAAUGGCCUUUGAAACCUGGAGUUUUAGUGCACGUGAAUUCCAAUCAUACUUUGAGCCCCAAAAAUCAAGCACGGCUUCAAAAUGCCGCUCGUACUGCGCAAGAGACGGAGGAUGCAAACCUUGGCCUGUUAGAGAGGAACAAAAAUCCUGAAGAACCCAAGUCGCCGCCAAAAGUUGAAUAUUCCAAAAAGAAUGGUAAGCCACGAAGACAUACGCAAAAUGUUGUGACAGGGAUGUUUAAAGGACUAAGAAAGAAAAUUGACAAUAAUUCUGACGAUGAUAGUGGAAAAUACAAGAAAAUCAAUAAGUCGAACAAAAUGGCUAUAUCGUUGGUCAAUUUAAAUAAGUCGGGUUAUUGUCUGCCCAAAAAUAGGCUUAGAUCAUUUUUUCAAAGCGAAACACCAAACGUUAUAGUCACUGAAGGAGUGGUAUCAUUCAAAAGACCUGAUAGAAUCGCUACUAGUGCUACGGUUAAACCAUUUAGUGAUGAAACGCCAGCGAGAACAGCAAGAAAACGGAAGAAACCCGGUGAAAGCCCACCUACGAAUGGCGUAGAUAAUCCAGCAAACGGCAGCAUUGGAGCGGACAAUCCGGGUUUAUAUGAGAACCUGCCGUUCCACGGGCUACAGCAACCUCCCAAUAAGCCAGUGCAAGCCAUUCAACCCAGAGUGGUUGAAACGAACCAAAAGACAGUCAAAGGCAUUCAGCAAUUGCAAAAACAACUAACUACUAAUCCAUCAUUUACGCCCAGAGUGGUAUGCCCACCUUUCGUUGAUGCCUUAACGUAUCCUAUGGCACCAUCCACGUCUCAAUAUUCGUAUGGAAUACCAGUUUUAUCACCAAUACAACAAAUGUAUCCACUACAUCAAACAGUAUUAUUGAACCCCUAUUUGCCAACAAUGCAAUCGUCUUUCCUAAAACAAUUUCCAACAAUCGAUGAAGAAGCUCCAGAGGAAACAAGAAGAUUCUCCUCUUUGAAUACGAGAAAUGUUAAAAAAUUACCGCAAUUUCAAUCUAUGAGAAUAGUUAGAAAAAGAAAUAUAGAAAGAUUUUAUCCUAAUACUGAAUAUGGAGAAAAUUUUAACGAAAUCAAUAACAAUAAUAAAUCAAGUCAAGGAUCUGAUAGCGACAAAGAUUGCGCUCUUAACGAAAGUACUAUUUAUGCUAAUUAUCCAUCAUUAUUAAAAGUUAAAUCAAAAAUAAGUGGCGUAGAACAAUUUGAGAACUUGACUGACUCGAUCCAAGUAUGCGAAGAGAGUUUUGAUCAAAUAAAUGCAUCGAAUAUGUCUUUGAACAGACCAGUGCCGGCUCCAAGGACUAAAGUGACACCUAUAACAUCACCAACAAAGACUGAUCAUGUUUACAUGAAUUUAUCAAUGCCAAUGAUUAGUACGAAACUUACAAAAUCUUUAGAUACUAUUGAUGCAGCAAUGAGACCCUCAAAGUCAGCUGAAGAUGUAUCUAAAACUAUGAAAAAAGAUGAUAAUACUACAGGUAUACCAAAAAGAACAACUAAAACUGAUUUGGCUGACGAAGUAGAUGAGGAUGAAGAAAAUAAUAAAAAUAAUGAUGGAAUGGAUUUUAAGAAACCAAAUAUAAUUGGUGCUACGCCUAAAAGAAAUGCCUCAAUGUUACCAUCGUCAAGCUCUUUAGUCAAAUCCGUUGUGAAUCAAUUGAAUGAUCAAGCUGGCAUCAACAAAGUCGGGCUACCAAUAAAACAAGUGAUAACACCAAAUAAAACACUACAAAUACCAAAGUUGGCCGAAAAACCCAUACCAAAGAAAUGUAUUGUUAGACGUAGUAAUUCAGUACAGAGCAAUUUGACUGCCCAAACAGAAAACGGUCAGAAUACUAACAUACUCCAGCAACAGUACAUGCAAAAGCGUAAUCAUUUCACUAACCUAAGCUCAAAAGGGAAAAAUAAGAAAAACUUUCAAAUACCGCUGCAAAAACAUCACAGCUUUUGCUACUUUCAACCUAUAAGAGUUGAUAAAAGAAUCCCUGUAGAUCAAGAAACAGCGUAUAAUAACACUAUAGGCCCAUUAAUAUACCAACCGGGCGAAGUACAAUACUAUACAAAGACAUUGAAUAGAACACGCGAAAAAAAUAGCCAAAAGCUGAAUCGUUUGAAAAAAUCUGAGAGUUUAAGGGAAAAACUAUCUUGUGUUGGAGUAUACGAUAAUUAUGAAAAGCCAGAUUAUCCAGAGCCAGAAUAUAAUGAUUCGGAAAGAAGAUCAUACUUGCAUCUACUUAAAGGCAAUUACAUAUCAAAUUCAACAAGAAAUUUAGGUCCAGAACACGCUAAUACAAAUUUCAACACGCUUGGUGCAAAAGAAGAAAAGCCAAAAAAGAAACUAGUGUAUGCCGAUUUAGCUUUAGGAAAUCAUAAUUUGAAAUUUAAGAAUACAGUCAAUUCAAACAGACAUUUAUAUGAUACAUACACUAUAGGUAAUGAUAGUACUAACAAAGAAACUAACAGUAGUCAUAAGAAUAAUAUAUCUAGUAGUCAAAGAAAGGGUGGCCAUGGUCAACAAAGAAGUGACUAUGCCACACUUAAGUUUAAUGAAAUCGACGUUUGAAAGCCAUUCAAACCAGAUGAUCAGUUCAUUUAUGCUGAUGCUGAUAUGAAGGAUUACGGGCCAAUCAAUUAUAAGGCUGCAUCAAUAUACGCCCAAAUGAAGAAAAUAAAAGAACAACAGAAGUUACAGGAGAUAUACGAC